AGAGAGAGAGAAAGAGAAAGAGAUAGAGAGAGAAAAGUAGGCUGGGAAGAAUAAGGGGUCAGUCCAGGGAUUGUCCUCGAAAGGAGAGGAACUGCUUCUGUAUGAGUGUGAGGAAUGAGUGUGUGCGUGUGUGUGUUUGCUUAUACUGAUGUUUAAGGUCAUUUUUUUCACCUUGUACACAGAGGACUUGAUAAUAAUCCACCGCCAUGAGUCGGACCACCUUUUUUGAGGUGAGAGUCCUGGACGCCAAGACCAAAGAGCAGCUUUGUUUUUUAGAUAAGGUGGAGCCUCACUCAACAAUAGCAGACAUCAAGAGCCUCUUUCACAAAUCACAUCCUCACUGGUAUCCAGCAAGACAGGCCCUCAUGCUUGAUCCCAAGGACAAAUCCCUCAGAGAUGAGGAAAUCUUACAGAAUCUACCAGUUGGGACUACUGCCAACAUGUACUUCAGAGAUCUUGGUCCACAGUUAGGUUGGACUAUGGUGUUUCUAGCAGAAUGCAUUGGGCCCCUUCUCACCUACCUCCUCUUCUAUUUUCGAGUACCGUACAUUUACUCACACAAAUAUGCCUUCACCUCCAGUCCUCAUCCUGUUGUCAGACUAGCCUGUGCCUGUCACACCUUCCACUAUGUGAAGAGGUUGAUAGAGACUAUCUUUGUGCAUCGUUUCUCCCAUGGGACCAUGCCUCUCAGGACAAUAGUCAGGAAUUGUGCCUAUUACUGGAGUUUCUCAGCUUGGUUGGCAUACUAUAUCAACCACCCUCUUUAUACACCUCCAUCAUAUGGAGAACUACAAGUCAACUAUGCAUUAGUCAUAUUUGCCAUGUGCGAGCUGGGAAACUUCUCCAUUCACUUGACUCUUAAUAAUCUCAAAGGAGAGGGAUCUAGGAUCAGACGGUUUCCUGCGCCAACAAAGAACCCCUUCACAUGGCUAUUUUUCUUUGUAUCCUGUCCAAAUUACACAUAUGAGGUUGGAGCUUGGGUGAGCUUCUCCAUCAUGACCCAGUGUCUGCCAGUGGCAUUGUACGCAUUACUGGGUUUCAUCCAGAUGACCAUCUGGGCCAAAGGGAAGCACAGAGCCUACAGCAGGGAGUUCAAGGACUAUCCCAGCCUCCGGAUGGCCAUUAUCCCCCUGAUUCUCUGAGUAGAGAUCAGAACAUGAACUCUUGUAGCAUAUAAGGCGUGUUUAUUCACUCCCCACAAGUGUUUUUCACUAAAACAAAGACGUUUGCUGCUGCUGAGGCCAGCACUAUGCAAAUUAUUUUUAUAUCUAUGAACUGAAAGGAGAGGGAAUAAUAUUAUGGCAAUAUACUGGAGCAGUUAAAAGCAGCUGGGGAUAUUUUAAUUGUCUGUUCAGUUUCAACAAUGGGUUUUAGUUUCUUGCUAGGAGUUUGAUUUGGCAUUGUGCGGCCAUAUUCUCUAUGCUGUAUAACCACUGGAUUUUUUAUAUAUAUAUUUUGGCUUCUUCAGGACUUGACUUAAUUUUGAAAAUGGCAUCUCAGCAUUUUAGCAACCCUUAUUCAAACCAGUGAGUACUUCUCGUUGCAAGCUGGCUUAUUACCCCAUAGGUUGUGCCACUUCUUUUCGAUGAUGAAUGCUCACAGCACUAAUAAACUUUUCAGGUUAAGUGAAAGAAAUAAAACAUAUUCUAGCUCAUAAUAAAGUGCCUGUGGAAGCAAACUAGCAGACUAGAAUUUAAAACGUCACGACAUCCAUUUGGGAGUGCAACAUCACUUUUAAGCUCUCAGGAGGAUAAAGCAGACAUUUAAUUAUGCUAAUAAUAAGCUUCACCGUCGUACAUCUCAGAUCGUUUUCUUCAGAGAAAUGGAAGAAGGCGUGUAACUUCUGGCAUUAAUGUGUACGGGCUUAUCAGGUAGUCAGUGAUUGCUGCUGUUGUUCUCCAGCCCUUACUGUCUAAUCUCAGGUUUUAUUAAACUGUCAAAAGCUGUUUUGUAUAAAUGUGAAUGUGAGUAAUUUUAGCGUAAAAACACAUGAAAUGGGAUGUCUAGGGAAAAGACCCACAUCUUAAGGAAAAAUGUACCUUUAUUUGACAUGAUGCCCCUCUCAGAAACAUCACUUUUGAGACAUUGUGUUCCUCUAAUGACAUCAAGUGCUGGUGGGAUGCAGACAGUUUACCAAAGUUGAACAUAUACAUGAUAAAGCGCAAAGACUGAACAAGACAUUGGUGGCAUAAAAAUAACACAUGUUAUUGAAAUGAAUUUCACAGCAGGAAGAAAACUUUGUAAAAAUCAUUAGCUGUACUGCACUAGCAGAACAUCCUGGUAAAAAUUGUGAUGCUUCAAUUAAAGCUGCCUGAAUAAAGUGCUAAGGCUAAUGCUU
Messenger RNA from Sebastes umbrosus (honeycomb rockfish), 2338 nucleotides. Its product is annotated as very-long-chain enoyl-CoA reductase. The record is from RefSeq and is a predicted model, not a curated record. Gene Ontology annotation, molecular function: oxidoreductase activity, acting on the CH-CH group of donors. Lineage: Eukaryota; Metazoa; Chordata; Actinopteri; Perciformes; Sebastidae. Gene Ontology annotation, biological process: very long-chain fatty acid biosynthetic process. The coding region runs from base 207 to 1142 and encodes 311 amino acids. The transcript has 13 exons.